Rhodotorula graminis WP1 is the source of this 3000-nucleotide messenger RNA. RefSeq lists its product as uncharacterized. Gene Ontology annotation, cellular component: transcription regulator complex. Bases 1 to 3000 code for a protein of 999 amino acids. The transcript is spliced from 4 exons. The record is from RefSeq and is a predicted model, not a curated record. Gene Ontology annotation, molecular function: RNA polymerase II cis-regulatory region sequence-specific DNA binding; DNA-binding transcription factor activity, RNA polymerase II-specific. Lineage: Eukaryota; Fungi; Basidiomycota; Microbotryomycetes; Sporidiobolales; Sporidiobolaceae. Gene Ontology annotation, biological process: regulation of transcription by RNA polymerase II.
AUGCGCAGCCGCCCUGUUUCCCCCUCGAGCACAACCUCGCCCGGUGGGCCCUCGUCACACGGCAUGGUCCGCAAGCGCACGCUCCAAGACGCUCAGCCGCAGACGCCCGGCAUGCGCUUUCCGCAGUCGUCGCCCCAGUCGAGGUCGCCUGGGACGCAGGCCUUCCAGUUCGACUCGUCGCCGAGGACCGACGGCGGCCUCCUGUCGUCGCCCGCCACCCUGUACUCGUCCCCGAUGGCGCGUUCCGCCUCAGCUCAAGCCUCCUUCAGCCCGUACUCGCCCUACGGCGCCGCCAACACGAGCCCGCUCGGCCAGGUCGACGACGACUUUGACCCGCACGGCAAGCCUCGUCGGCCUCGCAUCAAGCGCCGCCGCACGCUCGCCGAUGCGGGCCUGCCGACGCCGCCUGGCGACGGCAAGCGAGAUGGAGGGUCGAACCCGCGAGUCGGCUUUGGCAAGGACGGCGAGGACGUCUGGCCCGCCGAGAUCAACAGCGCUUUCCACUGCGCACUUCGUCUCUUGCCUCGACUCGGGCGCAAGAAGCUCAUCAUCGAGGGCAAGGCCAAAGGGCGGAACGAGCUCAUCGGCGACUACAUCCUGCGCACGACGGGCAAGGAGCGCUCGCGCAAGCAGAUCAGCUCGCACCUGCAGUGCCUCAAGCACCAGCUCAGCCUCGACCCCGAGUUCAUGCACUACGCCAAGGAGCCUGAGGAGGGAGAGGCCCACUUCGAGGGCAACAACGCCGCGCUCUUCUUCGGCGAGGACUCGCCGUACGCUCGGCUCGACGCGCCGAUCACGGCGACGGCCAAGCCCAGGAUCGACAUCUCGGCCGCCGCCAGCCUCGGGCCCUUUUCGCCGUUCGACCAGCCCCUGUCGGCCCUCCACUCGCCGUUCGUCAUGCAUCCGGCGCACGGCGUCGCGACGCCGACGACGCAGCUCGCCAACGCGUUCGAGACGAUGACGGUCCUGCCGGCGGCCGUCCCGCCGUCGUGCCCUUUCCUCCCGACGGACCUGUCGAUGUGGGCCGUCCCGACCUCGAGCUCUCGCCAACACGGACACGUACUCGCGCGACUGCCGCUCGGCGCCGAGCCGGUCGGCAAGACGUUCGUCGAGGACCUCGCCGGCGGCGUCAAGCGGUACCCGAUGCUGCCCGACAUGAUCGAGCGCCAGCCGUGCCAGUUCCUCCACGUCAAGUUGAACCUGGACGUCCCCACCGCCCACGAGUCGAGCGGGCUCGAGGACCAGAUCCACACGCACCUCGCCCUGCACUCGCUUCAAGAGCUCAACCUCCAGGUCAUCACGAGCUUCCACCACGACGGCGUGCUCGCCGCCCAGUUCAUCGACCCGUUGAGCGUCCCGUACCGCCUCGACAACGCCGUCGCCCCGCCGUCGACCUCGCCGUGGGCCCGAUCUCCUCUCGCGAGCUCGUCCCGCCACGCGUACGCCUACGACGUCCCGUUCUCGCCGCAUUGGUGGACGGCCUACCUGGACGAGGACCCGCUCAAGCCGUACGACCCGUCGUCGUUGCGCCACCCGUCGGCGGCGAGCGCGUUCGCCCGCACGGGCAAGUCGCGGUUCGAGCUGCACGAGAGCCUCCAGGGCAUCUCGAUCGUGCAGGAGUUCUUCGUCAGCUUCGACGAGAGUGCGCCGUUGCCGCACCCGGUCGGCGGGCCGGCGCUGCGCGGCAGCGACGUCGGCGACGUCGUCCUCGUCGUCGCGUACGACGUCGGGCUGUCCGAGGGCGCACAGAAGGGCAGCGCCGAGCUGUCGUUCCUCUCGACGCGUCGUUCGCUGUCGCCGCGAGGACCGCGCGUCGCCGAGCGCGGCAUCCAGCCGUCGUAUUCGGCCGCGGGCGGCCUCGCGCCACCCAUGGUCCGCAGCGCGACCUCGCCUGCCCGUAUGGCGCAGCCGUCCUCCUCGUUCGGCGAGCACGAGCUCGGCUCUAUGCUCCCUCCUCCUCUUCCCCGCCUCCCGCGGCAGGGCGUCCCCCCUCGUCACCAAGCGCCGCACCACCCGAACCUCUCGCUCCGCAUCCCCUCGCCGACCCAGUUCGUCCGCCGCGAUGCGCUCGGCGUCCCCGGCGCCGCAACGGCGACGCCUCUCGGCUCUGCGACGACGCCGCACACGCCGUGGGGCCAGAUCGCGCACACACCGCUCGCCCCGCCGCCACUCGUCCAGCACGACGCCGCCGACGAGCGCCUGCAGCACGUCUGGCUCCAGUCGUCGACGGCGUACGACCUACACUCGCCGGCGCUCAUGGGCCUGAGCCAGUCGCCGCCGGCGCUGUCGCACGCCGCACCGGCGCGCGAGCACAACCCGUUCGAGGACCAGGCGUUCGCGAGCUUCCCGCUCGACGACGCUGCGGCGCUCGCUGGGCUGUCGCCGCCUCACGAGGUGCACGUCGACGUUGCCGGCCUUGAGGGCGCCUUUGACGAGGCGUGCUUUGCGGCGCCGGCGGCCUCCUCGGCGGCGCACUACCUCGACGGCGAGCCGCACCUGCAUUCGCACUCGCACCUCGACGGCCCUCAUGCCCACGACCUGCCGACCUACCCGCCCUCGGCACUCGCGCUCAACGCCCUGACGGCCUCGGCCGCCGCGCUCCCGACACCCUCGUUCGACGCAGCAACGUUCGACCCGGCCCUGUUCGGCGACGGCUCGGACCUCUUCAGCAUGCCGCCGCCGCCGCUCGCCGCGGUCCCGGUUCUACAGCCUCCUCCGCCGGCGCACCACCGCCCGACACGCCGCGAGUCGGUCCCGACGCCGCAGCUCGUGCCGCAGGCCAUGUCGGCGUCGUCGUCCAGCUCGGGCUCGUCGUCGGCUGCGUCGCUGCAGAGCGUCGACGAUGCUGCCGGGCCGAGCACGCGCCUGAUGGCUCCUCUCGGCGGUGACCCGGUCAAGGGAGCUGUCGGCGCCGUCAAGAAGGACCCGGUCAGCGCCAAGAAGGCGAACGAGCAGGCCUUCUUCUCGAGCCUCUUUGGCCCUUCCAAAUACGCCCCUUGA